UGAUGAUUUUGCUUCUCUCAUUUUAACCAACUUCUAGUCGUAAAACGAUUUGUUUGUCGUAAAGGAGUGGUUGUCACAGUAACAGAGAAGUACCAUAAUGGCGACUGGAGAUGAACGUGCUGCUGGGGAGAUCUUAAAAGCAUUGGCUCGGCAUUUUAACUGUUUAAAUGAAGACAACAAAAGCACAAGAAAACGUGCCCUCGAGACAAUUAAGAAAGAAACAAUCGACAAGGGCUUGUCAAGCGUGGUUUUACAGGAGAUUUUCGCGAGUCUCCUGAAAUCGCUCUUGAAAUGCCUCUCCGACCCUAUGGAAAGAUGCAGAGAACUUGCCAUUCAAAUGAUUGGAGAUUUCAUUCGUUGUGUUCCACAACCAGAGGAGUCCUUGCCUUAUCUAAUGCCUGCUCUCUCUCAGAGACUAGGUGGAAAAGAAAUCUUGGAACCAGCGGAGGAGUUACGAUUGUCCAUGCUUGAAGUGAUUUCUCUAACUGUGGAAGUAUGUGGGAAACGACUUGUUCCGUAUAUUGACGAUAUGGUGAAGAUUUUAGAACGAACAAUCGUGGACCCAUUCCCAGAUGCGAAAAGAGAAAGCUGUAAAUGUACCAUCAGUUUUGCCAAAACAGUCCCAGAGCAUUUCCACAUGCAGGCAGAGAGUCUGGUUAAGCCACUGAUGCAGACCAUCGCGCAUCAGCACUCGCGUGUGCGGGUCGCAGUCAUUGAGGCCACAGGUGCCGUCAUCCAGCACGGCACUGGCAAGAAUGUGGACGACGUGUUGUCCCACCUGGCUCAGAGACUGUUCGAUAACUCCCCACAAGUUCGAAAGGCUGUGACUCUGGUGGUUGGCGAUUGGCUGCUGAACCUUAGGGAUCGAUACUCCUAUUUCCACAAGCUCAUCCCUCUCCUCCUCAGCUCCUACCACGAUGAAAUCCCUGAGAUCAGUCAGAUGACAGCAGACCUGUGGAGGCAAGUCGGGGCUCAGUGGGAGAGGGAGAACGAGGACGAUCUGAAGGACAAGAUGGACUUCCUGCUGACACCCCCAGCGCUCUACCCCCCCGGAGUGGAGCGUCCUGGGCUGGGCUGCAGGGAGCUGGUGGUGAGGAACCUGUCUCGCCUGAUGCCGGCGGUGAGCAGGGACAUGGGCGACUGGCUGGUGGGGACGCGGGUGAAGACCGCCCAGCUGCUGGCGCUCCUGCUGCUGCACGCCGAGGACCACUGCACCCAGCACCUCCAGCCUCUCCUCAGCACACUGUACCACGCCUGCGCCGACCCCGAGAAGGAGGUCGUCAAACCUUCUCUGGGGUCGGCCCAGUUGCUGGGGACGUUUGUUGGUCCAGAGGCCUUGCUGAAGCUCCUGCUGGCUCACGUGGAGAGCGCCUCCUCCACCUCCCCCUCGGCCCCCUGGGUGCCCCUGAUGGUGCUGAGGGCGGCACUGCGGGGCAGCUCGGGCGAGGCACUCCACCCGCACCUCCAGAGGCUCGCCGACACGCUGGCCCUGCCUGAGGUGUGCCAGGAGACUCAGCAGGCUGUGUAUCUGGAGCAGGUGCUGGAGUGUGUGGACGCACUGCUGGAGGUGUGUGCUGGAGACUCCAUCAGCUCCGUCAGCCUGCAGCUGCUCAAGGUGCUCAUCAGCGUGGAGAGCCUGGCCUCAGAGGAGGAGAUCAGAGACCGGGUGGAGGUGUGUGUGAGGAGCCUGUGUGAGGUGCAGGGCGUGAGCGCGGUGUGUGAGGUGUACCGGCGGCACAUGUCGGCGCUGUUGGAGUGGCUGUCUCACACGCACCACAGCUGGACGGGCGGCAGCCUGCAGCGCACACAGCUGGAGGUGGCGCUGGUCCGCUCAGGCCCAGUGAUUGGGGAGUUCCUGCCGUUGCUGCUGCCCCUGCUCCAGAGCUGUCUGCAGCCCAGCCGAGACCCAGAGAUGAGGCUGCACCUCUUCACCAUGCUCUCCAAGAUGCUGCUCAACGCUCCACACACCCUGGACUCGCAGGGGCGCUUCCAUGAGCAUGUGGAUGUGUUUGUGUGUGAGUGUGUGCUUCCUAACCUGGUGUGGCAGGGCGGGCGUACGGCCGCUGCCAUCCGAACCUCGGCUCUCAGCUGCCUGUUGGCCCUGCUGACGGGGGGCGCCAUCGCCACACUGCAGCUGCUGUCGUUUGAGGACAGGCUGACUCCUCUGCUAGUCUCUGCUCUGGACGAGGACUCGCAGAUGUGCCGCCUCCUCGCCUGUCAAUCACUUAGCACUCUGUUAAAACUCACUGGAGCGGACCUGCAGCCAGACACACUCAAUAAGAUCUACCCAGAAGUGCUGAAGCGUGUGGAUGACGGUAAUGAGGAGGUGCGCGUGUCGGCUCUGAAGGCUCUGGGCGUCUGGCUCUCCUCUCUGGGUAAAAACUACAACUCCCAGAGUAACCAGCCACACCUGGAGUUCCUCUUUCAACAGCUCCUGCUCUACCUGGACGAUCCCGACUCCAGGGUGCAGGAAGCAACAUUUGAGGUGUUAAAAGCAGGAAGUGCUGUCCACCCGAGUCUGAUGCAAAAAGAAGUGGAGGGCGUGAGGGACAAACAGCGCUGCCCCAUCUACUGUGACAAGCUGCUUCAGCAUAUUCAGUCCGUUAGUUAAAAGGCACCAACAUAGGGGCAAAUUGUGAAAACAAAACCAAACAAUGCGAAUG
This is a messenger RNA of Clupea harengus (Atlantic herring), 2663 nucleotides long. It is a transcript of the gene dnaaf5, whose product is annotated as dynein axonemal assembly factor 5. The transcript is spliced from 13 exons. The record is from RefSeq and is a predicted model, not a curated record. Gene Ontology annotation, molecular function: dynein intermediate chain binding. Gene Ontology annotation, cellular component: cytoplasm. The coding region runs from base 98 to 2611 and encodes 837 amino acids. Gene Ontology annotation, biological process: outer dynein arm assembly; inner dynein arm assembly; cilium movement. NCBI's taxonomy places the organism in Eukaryota, Metazoa, Chordata, Actinopteri, Clupeiformes, Clupeidae.